UUGCAAAAUCUGCAACAAUCACAUCUUCCUGUUGGUGAUGUCGUUUUGGGCGAUUCUAUACCACGUGAAGUUGUGUUCAAAGUUGAGGCAAACGAUGGCGAAGUUUAUGAUGUCCUUUGGCUGUCAGUGGAAAUGUUUGCUAGUGGAGGUAGCGAUAAACGGGUUCGCUUGUGGAGAGUCGAUCAUCGAGGAAGGCCUUCAAAAAUGUGCACGUUGGUUGGAUGCAACCAUUCAGUGACGCGCCUCGAUUUCGACAGCGAAUCGCGGCUUCUGCUCGGCGCCAGUAAUGACAAUGGGGUUCGCUUAUGGAAUGUGGAUAAUCAGCGACUCAUAACCUCAUUCAUGGGACAUACGGAUAAAGUGUCAUCGGCUCGGUUUUUAUCAUCUACUCAAGUAGUUUCUGGAUCGAACGACCGCCUUAUAAAGUUGUGGGAUGUGAGGAGUCAACGAUGCAUCCGCUCCGUUUUCCCAGGUUCUACGAUCCUUGACAUUGCGGGAAUCAAAAAGGGUGUGGCAACAUUCAGUUCAGGUUGGUUUGCUAGCACUUUCGGCAAUUGGCAUGAGUAG
Messenger RNA from Cooperia oncophora, 567 nucleotides. The record is from the annotation of a GenBank genome assembly. Lineage: Eukaryota; Metazoa; Nematoda; Chromadorea; Rhabditida; Trichostrongylidae.